Molecule: messenger RNA, 5561 nt
Organism: Neurospora hispaniola
Lineage: Eukaryota; Fungi; Ascomycota; Sordariomycetes; Sordariales; Sordariaceae
Exons: 2
Coding region: 103-5166 (1687 amino acids)
Biological process (GO): regulatory ncRNA-mediated heterochromatin formation
Cellular component (GO): nuclear RNA-directed RNA polymerase complex
Molecular function (GO): helicase activity
Source: RefSeq, a predicted model, not a curated record
CACUCGCUGCCGGCGCCUCUUGACUCCUCCUGUCCAGCUUCCUUGGAGUACUCAUCUUACGUCUGAGUAUUCCUGGCCGACCUUGAGCCUACGAGUCAAGCCAUGUCGAAAGCAAAAAAUAAGAACCGCGCAAAGGCCCAAUUGCAGCAACAGACCCCCGUUACAGAAACCCAGAAAUCCUUGCAAAACCAGCCACAAGCGCAACAACCGAAGAGUCAUGUUCAACAGACGACACUUGCCAAAACGCAAGCCGCUCAACCAUCCGAUCGCCGACAAAGAGCAGCGUAUAAUCGCUGGAGGGAAUCCCUGAAAUGUCGCAAGUUACGAGACUCUGGUGCCAACAGCCUUCCACAUAUUUGGGCAGAAGCAUACACUCUUCUCGAGACGCAGAGUAGCGUGCCACAUAGCUGCCUGCUCGCCGACUUGGUUGAUGGCAAGACAGGAGGUCCAUUCAUCCUCAGGCAGACGAUAUCUACAUCGCUGAACCAUCAGGAUUGGAGGUAUAGACUUGCACUGUACGAAGCUUUGCUGAAAGUCAUUACACACCCUUCCUUAGUUGCCCAUCCAACCGCGUCCAGCAACCACCUUGCAAUGCUCUACACCCUCAUUGGCGAAGAAGACGGCGUGGAAGGAAUUGAGUGGUUGACAACACUUACUAGCCUCUUUCACCGUGUUCAGGUCCAACAAAUCCACAGCUUGGUUUAUUUCACAGCCAAAGCGCUCAAGAAGCUACUCGACCGGUACCCGCCUCUCAAAUAUGAUAACCGUUCACAUGCUCUUCGCGAUGUUCUGCACAUAUUGCUGGCUGCUGGCGCCGCUCAAAGCUCAAAAGUACCGCCCAAGACUGGUGGGACGACCGCUCGCAGUGCCCCGGCGCCCAUUGGGGGCACAAAUACAAGCCAUUCACCACAAGCCCCAACUGUUGCCAAACAGACCCAUCUGCGCGCAAAUCAACCACAGCUAGUUACCCCGAGCCCCGGAGCAAAGCCGGGUGGCCGCCACGAUAAUGAUCGCAUCGCAAUUGCUGAUAUCCAGAUCUUACCAACCCACGGAGAGAUCAUGAGCCAGCAACUGGAAUAUCUGCCUACAACAGACUUCACACAGGAGAGUUUCCUCAAGGAUCCCAGAGAACGUUAUGUCGAUACACUUUUCCGGCUCUAUCGUCACAAUACGUUUUCGACGGUAAAAGAUUUCCUUCGCGAGCAGUUAGCCUGCAGUCCGGCCGAGAACCGCUCCAACACAAAUCCUUCUGAACUGGGCCAAAAUGGUUUAGCCCAUUUUUAUAAUGCGGCUGUCAUUCAGAAGGUCGGCGUUGAACUGGACAAUGGUAUAAUGUGUGCCAUAUCGUUUAUGCAGCUCCCGCACCUUCGGAACCUGUCACGGGCAGACCAGGCUAAAUGGUGGGUGGAAUCCGCACGCCUUCAACCGGGUAAACUGCUUGUCAUGGUGGUCUCCCAUCGCGGGAGAAGGCAAAUGCUGUACCUUAUCGGGGGCGAUGAAUACCAAGAGAGGCACCUUUCGGACUGGUUCAAGGAAAGGAUGUCGAGAAUGCGGCCUACGGUAUUUGUUAAGCUGGCCCGAGAGACCGAGGAGGACAUGACUCUACUUAACGAGCUACAUGUUGCAAAAGUACAGGGGCAUCUCUUCGAGCUCUGUGGGCUCAUUCCGCAGGCCUACGGGCCCACACUAACCAACAUCCAACGGAUGUCCAAGGACACUGGUUUGGCGUUCCAACAGUGGAUUAUUCCCACAUCAAAGACUGCUGAACAACAUCUUACUGUUCCCCCACCAGCCUAUGCUCGCAAGCAGGGAUUUGCGUACAAGCUUGACUGUAUCAGCAAGGAAAAACAACCCAUUGGCUUGAAACUGGAUCCGAACAAAACACCGCAGGGAAAGGACAUGAUCGCACUGCAGAAGGCUACCGGGGUCAAUGCAAGUCAAGCCCAAGCCCUAGUCGCCGCGCUUAGCCAAGAAUUCGUCCAGAUUCAGGGGCCUCCCGGUACAGGGAAGACGUAUGUCGGUCUUCAAAUUGUCAAGGUCUUGGUGGAACACAAAACGACUUGCCAGCUCUCACCCAUUUUCAUUGUAUGUGAGACCAACCAUGCCUUAGACCAGUUCGGCGAGCACAUCGUUGAAGCCGGCAUCAAGAAUGUUAUACGUGUUGGAAGCCGCAGCAAGUCGAAGAUGUUGGAGACAUACAAUCUUUGUAAGAGGAGAAAAAAAGAGACAACAAAAGGAGAGAAAAGAGCGAGGGGCGAAGCGCGUGUAAAUAUUGGAACGACGCUUUCCCGUGUCAGGAGCUGCCUUGAUGCAAUACAUCAAGCAAUGGCAGGACGGCCAGGCUGGCCGCUUCUGAAGGAGUUUCUAUCGACUGAACACCCCAGGAUCUACAGUCAACUCAAACCAGAGGAUGCUGCAGGGUUUACACUUGUUGGUGAUCCUGUCGUGAAUUGGCUUGGGCAAAGGCCGGCACAGUCAGUCAAAGGCUCGCAGACGAAUGCUCCUAAUCCUUCACGCUUGAUUGUAAAAGCUGAGGCCAACAUCCUUUCGCUUGCAGUCGGCGAGCGGUGGACAUUGGUGGAUCACUGGCUUGAUCAGCUUGCCCGGAAUCAAACCCAGUCUCUGAUGCGGCAUCUACACCAUGCACAGAGUCUUCGGCCCCUUCUCGCGCGAGUCAAGGCCGAUAUCGACUGUCGGAUUCUUGGGGGUGCAGAUAUCGUCUUGAUGACGACCUCGAGACUGGCCGCUGACAAUGAAAUGCUUCGCAAACUGAAACCCAAGGUCAUCAUUUGCGAGGAGGCAGCUGAGGUAAUGGAGCCUCGCAUGAUGGCAGCGUUCAUACCUGGAGUUCAACAUCUCAUCCAGAUUGGCGAUCACCAGCAGUUGCGCCCAUUGGUACAGAACUCGAUGCAGUUCAGCAUGGAGACCCAGGUUGGAAAGCACUACCAGCUUGACCGCAGCCUCUUCGAGAGACGUGUCACCGGUGAGCCUGGAAUGAAGCCUCUCCCUGUCAUCCAACUGAACGAGCAGCAACGUAUGCCACCUGAGAUUUCGGCACUCAUCCGAAACAAUGUCUACAAAGACCUUCAAGAUGGCUCUCGCGUCAAGGACCGCCCAAUGGUGGUUGGCCUACGGGACAGACUGUUUUGGUGGGAUCAUGGCUACGAAGAAGACAUUGGCCUGAAUGCAGCCCAGGGCAUGUCUUAUAUCAACUCCAUGGAAGUUGCGAUGGCUACCGCCCUUGUCCGUCAUAUUGUCCGUCAGGGGGUUUACGAAGGUAAAGACAUUGCCAUUCUUACGCCAUAUGCGGGCCAGUUGCUCAAGCUUCAGGCAUCACUUGACGAGUAUUUCGAGGUUGUCUUGAGCGAAAGAGAUGAAGAACGCUUAGCUGCCCAGGGAUUCGACAAGAAGAACAUGGUUGGAGACUCCGAAAUCCCAACCCAAACUCUAUUACCGUCGGGCAAGAUGCAGAUGAAAGAUGGCAUACGGCUUGCUACGGUUGACGGUUUCCAAGGCGAGCAGGCCAAGGUCAUCAUUAUCUCUCUUGUCCGCAGCAACAAAAAGAGCAAAGUAGGCUUUUUGAGGCUGAAGAACAGAAUCAACGUUCUCCUCAGUCGAGUUCAGCACGGCAUGUACCUCAUUGGCAACGCGGCGACGUUCCCGGCUGUGGACAUGUGGAAGGAUGUUUACCGGCAGAUCUCGGCCAGAAAGGCGGCAGGUCCUUCCAUUCCUUUGUGUUGUCCCCGGCAUCCCAAAACCCCGAUACACUGUACAUCACCGGAAGAUUUCGUCUAUGUCAGUCCCGAGGGAGGCUGUACACUUGCCUGUGCCGACCGGCUUCCAGUCUGCGGUCAUCCCUGCCCGAACAAGUGUCACUCGGAGCUGCUACACAAGGCCGUCAUCUGCCCGAAGCCUUGUUCUAGAGUUCGAGAAACAUGCAAGCAUGCUUGCCCCAAAGUAUGUGGAAGAGAAUGUGGAGAGUGUAUGGUGAUUGUCAAAGACAUCAAACUCCCGUGUGGACAUACCAAGGACAAGCUGCUAUGCUACCAACUCCUGGACCUGAAGUCUGUUCUCUGCCGCGUCAAGGUGGAUAAACAGGCACCCGCUUGUGGUCAUAGGGUGACAGUCGAUUGUUCCACGGACGUUUCCUCGAGCAGGUUUCUUUGUGAAGCAAAGUGCAAUGCUCCGCUGCCCUGUAACCACAAGUGUCAAGGCACAUGCUGGCUGUGUCGACAAGGAACUCACGGCCAAGAGGAACGCGUCGCCGUGGAACACAAGACGUGUGAAAUUUGCCAGCCAUCUACUUGGGGCUUGGGGGACAUUGAACGCAUGCUAGCGUUUGUCGAUGACCAGCUGAGACAGUCGGCUGACAAUGCUGAUGUCGAUACCGCUAAGCAGCUUUUUCUUGGGAAAGAGCUGGCGGCCGAUGACCAUGGCAAACUAACCGAGGGAUCGCCUCCCCAGGAUCGCUAUGAGGGUUGCAACAAGCUGAGGGCUCUUUGCCAGAAGACGCAAGAGCGUAUGAUGGCCCAUGACUCCUUGACGGGAGCCAUGAACGGACUCAGUCUUGGUCCUAAAGCGAGCUCUGAUCCCCGGGCACAGAAAGCAGGUGCUCUACCCGCUCAACUCAAGGUGCUAGGCGCGAGACUGAUUGAACACAAAGUCCAAGAGGCAAUACUCCGCGACAAGUUCAGACUGUCGGUCAAGAUGGGCGAGGACCAAAACCUGCUCGGCACGCGCGCUGAUCUUGAACUGCAGCGCUCCGUGGGCUCUUUCCUGCAAACUGGCACUGUCCUGCUCGACGAUUGUUCCGAGGCCAAGUUACCGCGUCUGGCGUUCAUUGCUGCGAUUUUGCAUGCUAGAGUGGCUUUGAUGGUUUUGCUAUAUCAUCAGUCUCAAUCUGUUCUUGAUCGUGACGCUGCUCGGGAUCAUGACGUGGGAGCUGCCGGUGAGAAGCAAGUGGCGAAGCGUCUGGAACGCAUUUUCGGCUUGUUUAGCACUGCGCAAGGGUUGUGCGACGAGUCUUCGGUGGAGGACGCGGAUCUUAGAAGAUGUUUGCAGGAAGUGCUGAGGUUCAGGAAGAAGCGGUUUGAGCAGUUGGAGUUGAAGGAGGUGGUUGAGGCGGUUGGAGAGGCACCGGUGGUUUUUGUGUUGGAGAAGAAGUGAAUACUUCCUGAAGGUGUUGUUUGUGAAGGGGUUCGAUUGCUAUCUCUGCUCUCUGUCUCGAUUCGAUUCUCUGUUUCUUCUGUUUGAUGGUUGUCGAGGCAUCAGAUGAUGGAGGCAAAUGGUAUGACACCCUACGACUCAUUUUCAUCCCAGACUGACCCCAAACAGGAGCUAGGGUGAGGUAAAUAAGAAUAAGUAGCUUGACUUUCAUCGUGUUCCUUUGACAGUGAUCUCACGCGGCUUCACACUCUCUGUUCUCGACACUCUCCUUAUCUCCCCUUCUCUCACUUCUUCCUGAAUUCCUCGACGAGCAACCCAUCCUUCACCUCCACCUCCCACUCACACUUUAUCCUCAUCUUCAUUCUCUACCGCAUCACUGGUAAUUCUCACUCCUC